CCCUUUUCCGGAAGUGACGCACGGUGGGGUUGCCGGAAGAAGUGGCGAAGUUACUUUUGAGGGGACUCGAGCAGCGGCGGCGUGCCAGGGGACACAGAGAAGGAGGAAGAGAGGCAGAGCAAGGGGACGGAGGCAGCUCGCGCCGCCUCCGGCUGUUUCCAGGGCAACGGGAGUAGGAGACCCCGCGAGAGGACGCCCACGAGACCCUCGCGCGCAGCCAUGAGCCCCGCCCCCCACUGGUGCUCGGAGAGGGGCGGGACCUGGAGCGAGGCUGCUCCGUGACCCCACCAUGUCCACCCCUACCACGAGUUCCCAGGACUCGCCCUUGCCUGGACAUGGCCCCCCUCAGCCCAGCGCCCCCUCCUCUUCACCCGCUGUAAAGGACGAGGGUCCUGAGCCGUGGCCUGGGGGUCGGGACCCUGAUGUCCCAGGCGCUGAUGGGGCCGGGUCGGCCUGCAGUGUGGUCACCCCCGACCCAGCCGAGGAGCCGGAGCGCAAGCGGAAGAAGGGCCCGGCCCCGAAGAUGCUGGGCCACGAGCUGUGCCUCGUGUGCGGCGACACGGCCUCCGGCUUCCACUACAACGUGCUCAGCUGUGAAGGCUGCAAGGGCUUCUUCCGGCGCAGCGUGGUCCGAGGCGCCGCUGGGCGCUACGCCUGCCGGGGUGGCGGGACCUGCCAGAUGGACGCCUUCAUGCGGCGCAAGUGCCAGCAGUGCCGGCUGCGCAAAUGCAAGGAGGCGGGCAUGAGGGAGCAGUGCGUCCUCUCGGAGGAGCAGAUCCGCAAGAAGAAGAUUCGGAAGCAGCAGCAGCAGCAGCAGCCGUCACCCAAAGGGCCGGGGGUCAGCGGCAGCUCAGCCUCUGGGCCUGGGGCCUCCCCUGGAGGGUCUGAUGGGGGCGCCCAGGGCUCCGGGGAAGGCGAGGGUGUCCAGCUAACAGCCGCUCAGGAACUGAUGAUCCAGCAGUUGGUGGCGGCCCAGCUGCAGUGCAACAAACGCUCCUUCUCCGACCAGCCCAAAGUCACGCCCUGGCCCCUGGGUGCGGACCCCCAGUCCCGUGACGCCCGCCAGCAGCGUUUCGCCCACUUCACGGAGCUGGCCAUCAUCUCGGUCCAGGAGAUCGUGGAUUUCGCCAAGCAGGUGCCUGGCUUCCUGCAGCUGGGCCGCGAGGACCAGAUCGCCCUCCUGAAGGCAUCUACCAUUGAGAUCAUGCUGCUGGAGACGGCCAGACGCUACAACCACGAGACAGGUUGCAUCACCUUCCUGAAGGACUUCACCUACAGCAAGGAUGAUUUCCACCGCGCAGGCCUGCAGGUGGAGUUCAUCAACCCCAUCUUCGAGUUCUCCCGGGCCAUGCAGCGGCUGGGCCUGGAUGACGCCGAGUACGCCCUGCUCAUCGCCAUCAACAUCUUCUCGGCCGACCGGCCCAACGUGCAGGAGACGAGCCGCGUGGAGGCCCUGCAGCAGCCCUACGUGGAGGCCCUGCUCUCCUACACGCGCAUCAAGAGGCCACAGGACCAGCUGCGCUUCCCCCGCAUGCUGAUGAAGCUGGUGAGCCUGCGCACGCUGAGCUCCGUGCACUCGGAGCAGGUCUUCGCCCUGCGGCUCCAGGACAAGAAGCUGCCGCCGCUGCUCUCCGAGAUCUGGGACGUCCACGAGUGAGGGG
Ceratotherium simum simum (southern white rhinoceros) is the source of this 1661-nucleotide messenger RNA. It is a transcript of the gene NR1H2, whose product is annotated as nuclear receptor subfamily 1 group H member 2. Lineage: Eukaryota; Metazoa; Chordata; Mammalia; Perissodactyla; Rhinocerotidae. Gene Ontology annotation, molecular function: RNA polymerase II cis-regulatory region sequence-specific DNA binding; nuclear receptor activity; zinc ion binding. Gene Ontology annotation, cellular component: RNA polymerase II transcription regulator complex. Gene Ontology annotation, biological process: cell differentiation; negative regulation of transcription by RNA polymerase II; lipid metabolic process. The record is from RefSeq and is a predicted model, not a curated record.